This is a messenger RNA of Vitis riparia (riverbank grape), 2017 nucleotides long. RefSeq names its product protein NUCLEAR FUSION DEFECTIVE 4-like. The record is from RefSeq and is a predicted model, not a curated record. Lineage: Eukaryota; Viridiplantae; Streptophyta; Magnoliopsida; Vitales; Vitaceae. Gene Ontology annotation, cellular component: membrane. Gene Ontology annotation, molecular function: transmembrane transporter activity. Gene Ontology annotation, biological process: transmembrane transport. The coding region runs from base 227 to 1897 and encodes 556 amino acids. The transcript has 2 exons.
UGCUGGGAAGUUCGUUUUCUUUUUAUAAUCACCGAAGAGCAUCAGGGCGACCAUUUUCAACUCCAAGCCGUGUCUCCGUUGAACCCAAAACCCCAAUAAUUAGAAAGAUUUGGUGCACAGUGGAAUGAUGGAAUCCAAUAGAAAAUCCCCCCCAAAAAAGAGAAUUGGACAAAAGUGGAUGAAAGAAGAGAGGAGAAGUAAUUGGUGUGAAGGGGCGAAGUGAGAAAUGGAGAGGAUACAGAGCAAGUGGAUAGCUACAUUAGCGAGCAUAUGGAUCCAGUGCAGCAGCGGCUCACUCUACACUUUCAGCAUCUUCUCUUCGGCUCUCAAAUCAAGCCAAGGUUACGACCAAUCAACGCUCGACACCGUCUCUGUUGUCAAAGACGUCGGAGCCACCGCCGGUGUUCUCUCCGGCUUCCUCUACUCCGCGGUCACCGUCCCCCACCGCAGCCGCCGCUCCUCUUCUUGCUUUCUUCGUGGCCCAUGGGUGGUUAUCGCUGUGGGGGCGAUCCAGUGCUUUGCGGGCUAUUUCUUCUUAUGGCUUUCUGUCGCCGGAGUCAUUCCCCGGCAGCCGGUGCCGCUCAUGUGCCUCUUCAUGUUCCUGACGGCUCAUGCUCAGACCUUUUUCAACACGGCUAACGUGGUCACCGCUGUUCACAACUUCCCUGAUUUUAGCGGCACCGUUGUUGGCAUCAUGAAGGGUUUUCUUGGUUUGAGUGGAGCAAUAUUAAUUCAAUUAUAUCAGGCAAUAUUCAAGGGAAACCCUGCCUCAUAUCUUCUCAUGCUGAUGCUGGUGACCACUGUCAAUCCUCUGUUGCUCAUGUGUUUGGUCAGAAUCUAUAAUACAAAAGAAGGAGAUGAGAAGAAGCACCUGAAUGGUUUAUCAUUGGUUGCUUUAGUUGUAGCUGGUUACCUGAUGGCCUUAAUAAUCUUAGAGAACAUCCUCACUUUGCAAUUUCCAGCACGCCUUUUUACCCUUGUUCUUCUGCUGCUGCUGCUUGCCGCGCCUCUUGCUGUUACAAUUAAAGCCCAGCAGAGCAACUUUGAUGGAACUUCUCAAACUUUCUUGAUUGAGAAGAACCAAUUAAUAGAUGACCCAAAACAAUUGGAUGCCGAGAAAAUAGGUAAAGGGCAAGAUCCUGCUGGAUAUCAUUUGGUGCAUAGUGAUGCUGAACAAGAGAGAAAUACUGAUGAUAAUAGGGUUUUACUCCAGGGAGAAAACCUGAAUCUGUUGCAAGCCAUUGGCACCUGUAACUUUUGGUGUUUGUUUCUUGCCAUGGCAUGUGGGAUGGGUUCAGGACUUGCCACAGUGAAUAACAUUGGCCAAAUUGGAGGAGCAUUUGGUUACAAAAGCUUUGAGACAAGUACUUUAGUUUCUUUAUGGAGCAUUUGGAAUUUUCUUGGUCGUUUUGGAACUGGUUAUGUAUCAGACUAUUUCCUGCAUACAAGAGGAUGGGCAAGGCCAGUAUUCAUGGUCAUCACUCUUGCAACCAUGAGUAUUGGUCAUUUUGUUAUUGCUUCUGGUAUGCCUGGUGCUCUUUAUGCUGGUUCAGUAUUAGUGGGUGUAUCUUAUGGUUCACAAUGGUCACUAAUGCCCACAAUCACUUCUGAGAUAUUUGGUGUACAGCAUUUGGGCACCAUAUUCAACACCAUUGGCAUGGCGAGUCCAGUUGGAUCUUAUAUUUUCUCGGUGAGGGUGGUUGGCUACAUUUAUGAUAAAGAAGCAUCAGCAGACGGGAAUAAAUGCACAGGAACUCACUGCUUCAUGGUAUCUUUUCUCAUUAUGGCAUCAGCUACCCUGUUGGGGUGUUUUGUUGCUUUGAUAUUGUUCCUCCGAACUAAAAGCUUCUACAACCAAGUUGUACUACGAAGACUGCAACAUCCGGGUAGAGUGUAAAAAGUGUCCUAAGUGUUCAAGAAAUGUGUGCGAGGGUGUAAUUGCUAGAUUGCUUUCUUUUCCAUGUAAACUGCUUGUGGUUGUUAAUAAAAUAAUUGCUUGAUUGCCCUUUCUGAGAAA